CGAGUGUUUCAGCUGCAGCACCGUGCAUUGCAAAAUGCAGUUGGAACUUCAAGUUCAAGUUGGCUCGGAGCUCAACUCCCAUCUGCCCUUUCAAGUUGGCAUUGGCAAGGAACACUGAACAGAUCAGCAGCAGCGCUUGCUUGAUAAAGAACGAAACGUCCAUCUUUAGCCGCCACCAACUUCAGCAGCCAGAGGACCUGUCCUUGUCUAGUGACGUGCCAUCAUGGUGCGCCUUUUUGUCCAAGUGUCCAAACACCACUGACGUUCUCUACUCCAUUCUGAUCUCCGUGCUUGAUCUUCAACGUCUCCCUUGACAUCAUGGCUGCCUCAAGCGCCUGCCUUGGUGGAGGUGCGGUAAUGAGCAAAGUUGCGCCUCGCGAGCCCCUUCUGUCAUCAUUACCGCCGGCGCCUCAAGCUAGUUUGCACAGCGCCCCCUUGACAGCUGUCAGGGCACCAAAGCGGUCAAAGUGCGCACUCAAGUGCGAUGGGCUUGGAGGGCAGAUGAGGGGGCAACGGUUGCGAGCGCAGUCGCUCCCGAGGGCACCUGUGAGAAGGGAGCGGGUGGUGCGGGCAUCAGAAGAAGUGCCAGCUGUCGGCAGCACCGCGGCAGCUGUCGAAAGUUCCUCGCAGUCCACCGGGCUCAUGUUGAGAGCUCACGGAUCGAAUGCAACAGCUGUCGCCGCCGCAAACUCUUCCCCUAACCCUAGAGUUGACCCUGCGGUUAACCCCAUCGCCGCCGCUCUCGACGACUUCACAUCUGAGGGCGAGAUGAUGCGUGAGGAGUGCGGGGUGGUCGGGGUCAUCGGCGAUGACGAGGCAAGCAGGAUCUGUUACCUGGGCUUGCACGCGCUGCAGCACCGGGGGCAGGAGGGCGCCGGCAUCGUAACCUCGAACGGAGGCCAGCUGACGUCGAUCACGGGGAUGGGGCUGGUGGCAGACGUUUUCAACCAGCAGAAGCUGACGGCGCUCGUCGGGGACUCUGCGAUUGGGCAUGUGCGGUAUGCCACUUCGGGGGGCUCUAACCUGAAAAAUGUUCAGCCCUUCACCGUGAAGACGGUGUUUGGGCAAGUCUCUGUGGCUCACAACGGAAACCUGGUCAACUUCAAGAAGCUGCGGGAAGAGCUCGAGGAGCGGGGCUCCAUCUUCAACACGUCGUCGGAUACAGAGGUCAUCCUGCAUUUGCUGGCCGUCAGCAAGAAAACAACGUUCAUGGAGCGACUCGUCGAGGCGUGCGAGCAGCUCGAGGGUGCGUACAGCCUCGUCGUUUUGACCGUCGACAAACUGGUUGCCCUGCGGGAUCCGUACGGUUUCCGCCCGCUCGUCAUGGGCCGGAAAGCGAACGGCGCAAUCGUGUUCGCGUCGGAAACAUGCGCUCUCGACCUGAUUGAUGCGAAGUACGAGCGGGAAGUCCAACCGGGCGAGGUGGUUAUCAUUGACAGAAACGAGGGGGAGUCGGGCAUGUGUUUGUACCCCAAGCGGCAGCGCAAGGCGUGCGUGUUCGAGCACAUUUACUUUGCGCUGCCCAACUCGGACGUGUUCGGCAAGAGCGUGUACGAGCAGCGCUACAACUACGGGCGCAUCCUGGCGGAGGUGGCUCCGGUGGAGUGUGACGUCGUGAUUGCUGUGCCGGAUUCGGGGGUGGUGUGCGCGCUGGGCUACGCGGCGGAGGCGGGGGUGCCGUUCCAGCAGGGCCUCAUCCGGUCGCAUUACGUGGGCAGGACGUUCAUCGAGCCGAGCCAAAAGAUUCGCGACUUUGGGGUGAAGCUCAAGCUGUCCCCCGUGAAGUCGGUCCUGAAGGGCAAGCGCGUGGUGGUGGUCGACGACUCGAUCGUGCGCGGCACGACGUCAUCCAAGAUCGUGCGGCUGCUCAAGGAGGCCGGCGCGACCGAGGUGCACAUGCGCAUCUCCAGCCCGCCAAUCACCGGCUCCUGCUAUUACGGCGUCGACACGCCCAGUCGCGAGGAGCUCAUUUCCUUCAAGUUGUCCGUCGAGGAGACGCGGCAGUUCAUCGGCGCCGACUCGCUCGCCUACCUUCCCCUCGACCGCCUCCAUAACCUAUUGGGUCCCGAGGCCGAUACCUUCUGCGACGCGUGCUUCUCGGGCGCAUACCCUAUCCCUCCUCAGGGGAAGAACACGCAGGGCCAUGUGCUGCCAUUCGAGAAAGAGAACGGGGCCGCCGGACCGAGUUCCGCCGGAGAGGAGGGGCAUUCCGCCGGACCAAACGGAAAUCUGGGGUACCAGGACGUGAAGGUCGUGGGGCCGGACGAGCGGGAGCCGGCGCCGGCCGGGCGGGUUGUGUGAGGGGUUAUGGCGGGGUUAUGAGGGUUUACGAUGAAACACGAGCGGGUAUAAGGGGCCGUGAAAUUUAACGACGGGUUCCGUGCUUUAGUGAAUCUGAGGGAGGGGCGAUGACGCCGGGCGUCACUGUUCUGAUGACGUGAGCUUGGGUGGCCAGAAGAAGCGCAACGAAAGGGAGCACGGGGAAAGAGAAAAGACGAAAGAUCGGAUGUACAAGCAUCGCAAGAGAUGUGCGGUUGGGAAGACGUCACAUGCAGUAAGGUGGAUAAGACUUGUCGAGAUGACGUGGACAGGUGGCAGGCAUUAGGCGAAGGGACUUAUUGUGCGGGGAAAGUGCUAAUUAGACUCGGUGCAGGUAUAAUCCAGGUUUCUAGUCCGUGUAAGCAGAUAGAGUGGAUUGGGGCGCAUUGUCAGCAAGGCCGGGUUUCUUCGGACUCGGGCUUACCGUCGGGAGGAGCAGGACUUAGGUAGACGUCAUUAUGCUAAAAUUAAACAGUUGCUUCUGUAUAGACGUGAGGUAGCCAACAGCAUGGCAUUUGUCCGUAGUGUACUGCAUUCUUGGCUGGAUCCAUUCUUUGCCUAGCUACUUGAAUCUGAAAGCCAAACGGUGCUUCUCUAAUAUUUACAAGCAAUGCUUGCCAUGCCGAUCGAUGCAUCAGUAGGGCCAGCAACCUCA
Klebsormidium nitens is the source of this 2974-nucleotide messenger RNA. The record is from the annotation of a GenBank genome assembly. NCBI's taxonomy places the organism in Eukaryota, Viridiplantae, Streptophyta, Klebsormidiophyceae, Klebsormidiales, Klebsormidiaceae.